GCGAAUGGAAUAGGCUACAAACAAGAAAGGCACCAUACCAGAAGUGUGAGCAGUGUUUGGUGGCACAGCUCUGUUGCGGGCAACUGAUCGCUUGAAAUCAUGCUGGAUUGACUGAAGAGGCUACUACAAUCAAUGGCUUGGCUUUGAAAUCGUUAACAUUUUAUUGGAAAGGAGUGUGUGAGACAGAGGGAGAGGGAGAGCGAGGGAACAAGAGAGUGCGCACGAGUGAGAGGGGAGAGAGAGGUGUAAAUAAAGAUUAUUUCAACAAUGGAACUUACAAUGGAAAACAUUGGAAAUCUGCACGGCGUAUCUCAUUCUCAUCAAACGGGUGACUUAAUGAACUCUCCGCACCACGCACGGCAGUCCUUGGCGUCGCAUCGGAACUUGGUGUCGCACGGACGGUCAGCCAUGGUGUCCAGUAUGGCCUCAAUAUUAGAGGGAGCUGGGGAGUAUCGCACAGACCAUGCAUUGUCCGGUCCCUUGCACCCCGCCAUGACUAUGUCCUGCGACUCCGGGAUGACCAUGAGCAGCACUUACACUACGCUGACACCGCUGCAGCACCUGCCUCCCAUAGCCACCGUCUCGGAUAAAUUUCACCAUCAUCCUCACCCGCACGCUCACCACCAUCCGGCCCAUCAGCGUCUCACCGCCGGUAACGUCAGCGGCAGCUUCACGCUCAUGCGGGACGACAGGAGCCUUGCCUCAAUGAGCAACCUCUACGGCCACUACCCUAAAGACAUGUCCGGCAUGGGCCAGCCACUGUCCCCUCUCUCCAACGGCCUCGGGUCUUUGCACAACUCGCAGCAGACUCUUGGUGCCUAUGGUCAGGGAGCCCACCUCUCCAACGACAAGAUGCUCUCUUCGGGAGGCUUCGAGUCUCACGCAGCGAUGCUGUCCCGGAGCGAGGAACACCUGGCCCGGGGAUUUGGGGGCCACGGGGCCGGGAUCAUGUCAUCCCUGAACGGUAUGCACCAUCACAGCCAUCCGCACUCUCAGGCUAACGGAUCCAUGCUCUCUGACCGGGAGAGGCAGACGGCGGGGGGCGGGCAGGGAGGUGGGUCCGGGCAGGUGGAAGAAAUAAACACCAAGGAGGUGGCACAACGAAUAACGGCGGAACUCAAGCGCUACAGCAUUCCCCAGGCCAUCUUCGCCCAGCGGAUCUUGUGUCGGUCCCAGGGAACCCUGUCUGACCUGCUGAGGAACCCUAAGCCCUGGAGUAAACUCAAGUCUGGCCGGGAAACCUUCCGGAGGAUGUGGAAGUGGCUGCAAGAACCGGAGUUCCAGAGAAUGUCGGCACUCAGACUAGCAGCCUGCAAGCGCAAGGAGCAGGAGCAGCACAAAGACUGCAACAUGGCGCCCAAAAAGCAGCGGCUGGUCUUCACGGACCUGCAGCGCCGCACACUCAUCGCCAUCUUCAAGGAGAACAAGCGCCCGUCCAAGGAGAUGCAGAUCACCAUCUCCCAGCAGCUGGGCCUGGAGCUCAACACCGUCAGCAACUUCUUCAUGAAUGCCCGGCGCCGCUGCGUGGAUCGCUGGCACGACGAACACGGCACCAGCCCCGGCCAGCCGGGCACCUCGGCCAACACCUUCUCCAAAGCCUGAGAGGCCCGGGGGGAGCCACGGAGUGGCAUGGGGAUGGGAAGGUAGUACCUCCUGUAGCCCACUCCGUUCCCAAUAACCAUGUUGAUGCCUCAUUCCUUCCAUGCAACCACCUCUUGGUCAGUCGUAACUUUAACCACAACGAUCUGAAAGUCUCACCACUGGACUGUUAUGAAGCAAGUGAAACGUAAAGGUAACAUGUAGUCAGGUCCACACAAGGACAAUCAUCUUUUUUUUGAUUGAAUUGGGUUUCUGUUGAUGGUGUCAGUCCAUCUACACUACAGGCACCAUGAUACGUUGCUAUGUUUAAACGAUCUCAACAUCAAGCCUCAGCCAGCCUCCCUAUCCAGGUAGUUGCUGCUGAAUCCCUCCAAGCUCUCCCCUUUGUGUCUGCUACGAGUCUGCUGAGCCCCAUUCUCUACUCACAUUUCUCAACAAAGACAAAAGAACAUCAAUAAACCUGACAGCACACAGCCCUGUUAUCUAACCCAGUCCUGUGCGCAAGACCAUCCUAGAGAAAACAACACAACCCCAUGAAAAAACAAAAGCUCGACCAGUCUUCUCCUCCCUCUCUCCACUCCUUCUUUGCCAAAGGUAUUCCCUGAUGGCCAGCCAUUUCAGCGAGCCACUCGGAUCAUACGCCGGCAAACUAAUGAAUUGAAAAAUGAAUCGAUGCAGACAGGGAGAGGGAGCAGGGCCUUGACCCUUCCUGAAGGUGAAACAGAAGACGCUUGGCAGUAAAGAUACUCAGGUCUGCCCGGCUGCCCAGGUCUAUAUUUUUGCACAGAUGUUGGAGGCCUGCAGGGAGACUGUCGUUGCUUUGGAGAAGCAGAAGCGUCUGUGUUUGUGACCAUCGGGGAGGAGAUAUGUCUGGACAUGCUCUUUGUUCAGGAGGGAGCUGCUUUUCACUGAUCAAUACAGAAACCAAGCGACAACACGGCCAGGCAGGCGUCCAGCCAACUGUAUUACAGCUGCUGCAGAAAAUAAUGUAAGAAGAGCACAUGGGGAACUCGAUGGAGGUGGCGACACAAUGGCCUCACCCGGCGGCAGUGUCCAGUCUACUCUGCACUGAAGGUGCCCUAGUGCCCCCUGCUGGUUAUAGGCGAAGCUGCAGACUGCAGUCCUCUUAGGAGAAGCUUCUCAGUGUGUUCCAGGGCUGGGGAAAGAGAGGCCAUGGCACAACAUUUUCAGGCCCUCGCACCUCUCUGAAGGCAGAUCAAUAGAGAGCCAUUAUCUUAUUGUUGUUCCUCAUCCAACAAGGACUGGUGAAGUAGGAGGAGGGGAUGGUUCAACCAGCCGCCUAUACACUGGGAAAAAGAAGAGGCAGGUUUUUAGUAAACACUCCAAAUUCGUUACCUUGAUAACACUCACCAAGCAAAUAGAUUACCUUGUGUCACAACAUACACGUCAGGUUAUUGAAAAUAUACACUCAGAAACACAUACAGUUGAUAUAGAGAUAUGUCUCAGUUUAAUUUAGUGGACAGAGGGGUAAUGAUGGAUGCAGAAACAUUUGAGGUGCUACGGAGAUUUAGUAUUACAUCAUCAUUUACGCAAAAAUGGUGGGGAGGCUCCCUGUUUUGAAACUGAAUGACACAGUUUAGAUGCAUCCGUCUUUUACCAAAAAUAGGGAUCAGCAGAUUUGGAAAAGAGCCAAUCUUCCACUUGAUAUUCCCACCCAAUGGUUAUUGUCUGUGGCUUGCUGCGACAUACUACAGUCACAAAUGCUACAAGAACUAGUGCCAAUGCUAACUGCCUUAAUGAUAAUCAGAGAAUAUGGCAUUGCAUUCACAUACAGCUACAGUGUGCCCUACUCCUAGUGAUGGGCAGUAUGUGCCAUAGCAACCCACAAUAAACUUUUAAGUGAAUUCGAAUCUGCUUUUUUAGAAAACAAAAAAAAUGUACCCGAUUUUAUUAAAGCAUACAAUACCAAACCUCAAAACUACAAAGAUACCACAAUAUGUUACAAAGAAAAUCCACUGACACAUACAGGACACAUUUUGAAACAGAGGAAAAUCUCUCUCGCUUUCAUUCUAUCUUUGGUUAUCUACCUCCUCUUCCCCUACCCCCUCUUUUCCCUCUCUUUCUUUCUUACACUCUAUAAUAUUGAUGCGGGUAAUUAGUACCAUAGACACAAAGUUUAUAUUUCUUGUUACUUUUGUGCUCUGUCGUGCAUAAGUAAGGCACCUUGUUGAUAAAUCAAAAAAAGACAAAUGUAAGGACUUUUUAAAAGAAAAAAAAGAUGGAUGCAAGGACCGAGACCAAUGAAGGACAUCUUUUUUUGCAUUAUAUGUGAAUAUUGACGAGGAGGAGAUAUCUCCCAAGAGAAGGACAAACCAGGGAGAUGGACGAUGUAUUCUUUCGUGGCGUUUCAUGUCGGGCUGCGGUCCGUACAUCAGCACCCCUUUAAUCUGAGCCUCAAAACUGGCUGUGGAAAGGGGACGCAGCAUGACCUCCAUACGUCCUUUCUGGUUAUGUGUGUGUAUGGGGGGGGGGGGGGGGGGGGGUGAAGGUUAAAGGGGAGUUGGAACAUGGAUGCUAUCUGAAUGGUCUUAAAAUGCAACUGUAGCAUUUCCAACAAUAUAGUUAGAUUAACUGUGCAGAUUAGAUAAGACAUUGUCAUGGUAAAUGGUUUGAUAAAAUGGCUGUAAACUCACUUUGCUAUAAGCAGUGAGUUUGAAGUCUCGAACGAUGAGAAAAAUUGAUUUGUGGUACACAGUUCAGCAAGGAUAGGAUUCAGCUCUGUGUCCGUGGCUGAAAAAAAAUGACCUUUGUUUGUAGUGAGAACCAAUGUGGCUACCUCACUAAGCUGAGUGGUUUGUGAAACCGCCACGAAUACCAAAGAUUACUCCAGCCUGCCAGUCCCAAUGCUGCCUGGGGGACACACCAAAAAGAGCCCCCCUCUGCCCCAACGCUGUUACAGACAGACACAAUGACACAGUUAGACACACUGACAUGCUCCAUACACACACAGUGCAGUCAGGCUGCAUUGUGCCACAAAGGAGGAGGUGGCUACCAUGUAGAUUGAGUUGAGUGCCUUUUUCCUUCAACCACGGGUGGGACUGCUCUGGACACACACACGCGCGCACACACACACACACACACACACACACUCACACAUAGACAUUACAUUCAUUAUUAGAUGGACAGAAAGGGGGGCCAAACAAAGGGCGUGGGGGCUGUGUCAGCAUCUUCUUUCAUGUUGACUUUCCAUCUUGAUACACUAGAAUCCAAGCACUUUAUCAUGAAGGAAGUCUAGAAAACAUUUUCUAUACACUAUUUAUUUGAGACAAAAAAUAUGUUACUUCGAAUUCCUUCGAUGGCUUUGUUACCGCGCAGUAGUUGCUGUCGGAGUAGUUGCUGUCGGAGUAGCGCAGAGCCCUAGUUUCUGUAGCCUGGUGUUCUUCUGCUCUCUGUCCCUUUACCCCUCCCAACAGAGAUAUUUUUAUGUAACAGAAAGGGAGGUGGUUAAGGGCUUUGACAGAAGUCAGAAGUGACCAGGUUGUAGUUGUAAUAAUCGCCCCACUGCAUGCCACUCUCUCUCUCCACACCUGGUGCCAGAACUAAUGAAGCACUGGGCACUGGAACAGUCAUUGACAAUUAUAGACUGACACAACUUCCCUCUCCCUCCAACCCCACCCUGUCUACUCGUCUCACACAUCAACUUCUCCCCCUGGCCAGAGCUAAGACUUGGUAGGCAUGUGUUGACAAUUAAUUCUGAAAUACCUCAAACCUUUCAUGUAAAGUUUAUGUAAUUUAACUUAAAAUAGUAAUGCGAAUGAUAACAAUGAUUAUGAUACUACGAUACUAUGAUAGUUAGUUUUGGAACUUGUAACUUGAAGCUUUAUACUGUUACAUUUUUGAAUUUGUUUGCUCAUUUUCUUGUCUGUUUCCUGCUUGUUUUGCUAGGGCAUGAACUUAAUGUUUUCAGAAAGACAUUGUGAACGUUUCUGUGGAAGUUAAAAUGGGAAAAGAACAAGGGAUAGGGGAGAAGGCUAUUAUAAGAGGAAGGAAAGAGAGAAAGAGUGCUACAAGACAUAGUUAGCUCAACUCUUUGAGAGGCGUUUUUUCAAAGACAAAAAAAAACACGGAUUUGGAUCGAAUUCCAAAAAGUAUCAUUUGAAUAUCAACCAAAGGAAGACCUUUUUUACUCAUCCUAAGCUUUCGUCUGCCAUGUUGUUCUCUUUUCUCCAAAACAAGUCCACAGUUACUUUGGAAGGUUCCUGAGUGUGUUCAAGUACUCCUGAUGUUAUUCAAAUAUUAAAAAAACAGCACCUCUCACUGAAAGGGGGGUGCAACCUUUUUUUUCUGCAUGGAUAUUGUAUAACUGUAUAGAAACCUAC
This is a messenger RNA of Oncorhynchus kisutch (coho salmon), 5939 nucleotides long. RefSeq names its product one cut homeobox 3a (gene onecut3a). Lineage: Eukaryota; Metazoa; Chordata; Actinopteri; Salmoniformes; Salmonidae. The coding region runs from base 268 to 1602 and encodes 444 amino acids. Gene Ontology annotation, cellular component: nucleus. The record is from RefSeq and is a predicted model, not a curated record. The transcript is spliced from 2 exons. Gene Ontology annotation, biological process: regulation of transcription by RNA polymerase II. Gene Ontology annotation, molecular function: DNA-binding transcription factor activity, RNA polymerase II-specific; RNA polymerase II cis-regulatory region sequence-specific DNA binding.